Messenger RNA from Aedes aegypti (yellow fever mosquito), 1724 nucleotides. It is a transcript of the gene zen, whose product is annotated as homeobox protein Hox-A2. Gene Ontology annotation, molecular function: DNA-binding transcription factor activity, RNA polymerase II-specific; RNA polymerase II cis-regulatory region sequence-specific DNA binding. The record is from RefSeq and is a predicted model, not a curated record. Bases 357 to 1469 code for a protein of 370 amino acids. Lineage: Eukaryota; Metazoa; Arthropoda; Insecta; Diptera; Culicidae. The transcript has 2 exons. Gene Ontology annotation, cellular component: nucleus. Gene Ontology annotation, biological process: regulation of transcription by RNA polymerase II.
ACCUUUCGCCAACACUUCAUCCACUUUCGAUCCCUUUUAUUUACGACAGGCAGUCACCAAACCAAACCAGACACUUUUCGACUGGAAAUUCACCUUUGUCACUUGACCUGCAGCGUGUGCUAUUUCUGCUAUGUCUUCUUCUCCUUUUGAAGCACUCCAAUGCAUUUCCUAUCUGGAAAAGGACAAAGGUAGCAAACCCUAAAACAUUCAUCCCUACUUCUGUUUACCUAACUGUGUUCAUGUACAUGUAUAAAAAUGAAUAGCAUAAAUAUUCGCAAACCAUUCCGUUAUGGUUAACAGAUUAGAUAACGUCAAGAACAAAGUUGUGUUGCCUAAAAUUUUACUCGUGCUUCAAAAUGUUUUCUUGCGGUAAUGAGUUGUAUAGCCUGAGUGAAGAGCUUGGAAUGGAUGAAAUAUCUUUAGCGCCUAUCCUAGAGCUAGCCAAGCUAAGUGAGCAUUGGACAACGGAAAUAGAAUCACCUAUGGAUACAGAAAUAUCGCCAUUACAUCCAAGUGAAGAGAUCAGACCGAAGUGUAACAGUUCUCUGAUACAACCCACGUAUCACAACGCAACAGGAAAUGUUCAAAGCACCGCCAAAAAGGAAGAAAACCACACACCCUCCACUGCUGACGUUCCAAAAUCAUAUGUUGCAACAAAACGGUCCCGAACGGCUUUCACUAGCCAGCAGCUUGUUGAACUGGAGAAGGAGUUUCGUUUAAACCGCUACCUUUGUCGUCCCCGGAGGAUUGAAAUUGCCACAAAGCUUGCAUUAACUGAAAGACAAAUUAAAAUUUGGUUUCAAAAUCGGAGAAUGAAGCACAAAAAAGACAUCAUAGCUGGAGGAGAAUAUACAAAGGAACAAAACGUGGAAAAAAAUAAUCGUAAAGAUAUGAGCAGAAAUUGCUCUUCAGCUACUAUUGAAAACAAAACUAUAGUCAACAGACUAAUGGCUCAUUCUACAUAUGCUCCAGUUUCAUUAACACCAAGAAAACAUCCUUCGGAUAAGAAAUAUGCCUUUCACGAAGAGUCAACAGUUCAAUCAAAUCUUAACAUAGGAGGAAAACUACUACCAUCGUUCACAAACCACAAUGAUUCGCUGUUCCAGGAUACUUGCUUUUAUUUCAAUAGACAAGAUUUACGGAAGUAUAAUAGCUCUCCAGAUUUUGAAGAUACGUAUCUAUCAGCAAUGAUAAAUAUUGGAUCAUCUUCUAAUUGGGACGAUUGCUUCAACAGAAACAGCCCGCCAUACUCGAAUUCAAAUACAUCUCCCCAUUCUAUACAAAUCGAUAAGCCAAAUAUGCUACAAUCAGCGCCUAGUGUUACUAUUCAGUGGGGAAAUAAUGAAAACUAUUACAGUACCAGUUUGUCAGAAAAGACUCACAUCAUGGACAGUAAUAAUGUAGGUAAGCUUCAGUACGAUUCCACACAAUUGACCGGAAUUGCAUUACCCGAACGACAUGCUUUGUAGGAAAAUAAUGGUUCAAUGAAAACAUGUGGGUUACAUUGCCUCAUGUUCAUAUAUGUCAAUUAGUUGAAUUAGAGCCAGUUUUGUUAAACUUCAUUUGUACACAUGUAUAUAAAAAAUCGUUCCUAUCGCUUUAGAAAUUUUUAUUUUCUUUAAAAAAAAAAUAAAAAUGUGAGAGAAGUACGCCCUGUUAUAGAUCGAAUAUGUGAUUUAAAGUCAUUUACCAAACAAAUAAAUAAAAUAAUAAAGAUACAAAAU